AUGGAUAAAGAGUAUGGAGUCAAAUGGUUCAAGUCAUUUGACAUUGUUUAUAACGCAUUAGAUAAUGUUGAGGCGCGACGACACGUUAAUAAGCUUUGUCUAGUAGCUGACGUGCCAUUGAUUGAGAGUGGAACUGCUGGUUUCAAUGGUCAAGUACAAGUGAUUAUCCCUGGAAAAACUGAAUGCUAUGAUUGUCAACCUAAACCUGUACCAAAAACUUUUGCAGUAUGCACUAUUCGUAGUACCCCGUCUCAGCCUAUCCAUUGUAUUGUAUGGGCCAAGAGUUAUUUAUUCAGUCAGCUAUUUGAUCAAGACUGCGAGGAGAAUGAGCAGGAUGGCGAUGAGGAUGCAGCUGCUGCUAGUGGAGAAGACAAGGAAGAGCUUAUUAAACUAAAAAAAGAGCGUAACGAGCUGAAAAACUUGCAAGAGUCCAUCCUAGAUGACGACUUUGGCAAGAAAAUGUUCGACAAGGUUUUUGGAGCCGAUAUUCAGCGUUUGUUGUCAAUGGAGACCAUGUGGAAAACGAGAAAAGCGCCAAUUCCCUUGAGUUAUGAAGAUUUGACUCAACAAGUACAAGAUGCCAAGAUUGAUGACUCGGUUUUGAAGAAAGACCAAAAAGUGUGGAGUCUGGCUGAAAACUUCUAUGUUCUGAAUCACAGUUUGAAACGUCUACAGGAUCGAUUAAAGCAACAGAAAAAGGAUUUUCCCGAUCAGUCUGCCUCUUUGUCCUUUGAUAAAGAUGAUAUUGAUACCCUUGAAUUUGUAGCAGCAGCUGCUAAUAUUCGAUCGUUCAUUUUUUCAAUUCAGUUGAAGUCCGAGUUUGAUGUUAAGCAGAUUGCUGGAAAUAUUAUCCCUGCUAUUGCCACUACCAAUGCAAUUGUAGCAGGAAUUUGCGUUCUCCAGUCACUGUUAGUACUUGAGGAUAAACUAGACGAUGCUCGUAACGUGUUUUUAUCAAGACUGCCCACUUAUCUUGUCCAGUCUGUCAAGCUACAACCACCUAAUCCCGAGUGUGCUGUGAGUGGCGUUGCUCGUACAGUUAUCAAGACGGAUCCUACAAAGCUUACUCUAGGAGCUCUGAUUGACUCGCUGCUAAAAGUAGAUCUGGGAUACUCAGACGAAGUGAGUGUUGUGACCGACCAGUUGUUGUUCGACCCUGACUAUGAUGAUAAUAUCAACAAGACGCUUGCAAAUCUCAAGAUCACGGAUGGCUCUUUCUUAACGGUAAUCGACGAAGAGGACGAUGGUAAAGUCAAUCUAGAGCUAUACAUUGACGGGGAUUCUUCCAUUGGAGACAAACCAUAUGUUCUGAGCGAGAAGCCAGUGAUUGGCCGCAAGCCAGCCAAAGAAGCUGAACCUGAAGAGGAUGAGAUCUUAUUAGAAGGUGCUGAGCCAACUCUGAAGCGAAAACUCAGUGAGGAUGCUGACACCGGAAACCCAGAUACUAAGAAGGCCAGAGUGUCGGAAACAGAAAUGGAUGACCUCAUAAUUAUCGAUGAUGACGAUGACGAUGCUAUUGAGAUUAUAGAUUAG
Molecule: messenger RNA, 1533 nt
Organism: Sugiyamaella lignohabitans
Lineage: Eukaryota; Fungi; Ascomycota; Dipodascomycetes; Dipodascales; Trichomonascaceae
Gene: UBA2
Product: E1 ubiquitin-activating protein UBA2
Exons: 1
Coding region: 1-1533 (510 amino acids)
Biological process (GO): protein sumoylation
Cellular component (GO): cytoplasm; SUMO activating enzyme complex
Molecular function (GO): SUMO activating enzyme activity
Source: RefSeq, a predicted model, not a curated record